CUUUGGAUGAUGUUUUCUUUUGCUGGAUAACGAUGGCUUUCCCAGAGUUUCAAGCGGAAUACAUAUAGUGUUAUAAUAAACUAUGUGUUCGAGAUAGCGACCGCUCACUGUCUCGAUGGCCUGUCUCGGUCCUCCCGUCCCAUCUGCUCUUGCUUCAUUUCUCUACUCGUCGCUUCCCUGUGGCUUUGCUGUAGGCCCCUCACAUCUCCACAAGGGCAGGCUGGGGCUUUGGUGGGUCGGACGCUCACUAGAGGCUGGAUUCCUGCUGGGGAGAGACGGGGACAUUGAGUGGGCCUCAGAGUAUCACGCUGAGCCGAAAAUUCACAGUGAAGACGGCAAACUUGCCACAAACUUUGAGACUGAAAGAGAUCAGACCACGAGAACAGAGGAAGAACAGGCUUCGGUGGUGAAAGCAGCAACUCGAGAUGCUUCCAUACAAAGAGCCGUCUGGGUCAACUUUGCCUGCCAGGCACCAAGCAGAGCCCAGCAGAACGUGUCGGUGCAGUGUGUGUGUGGGGAUGUGUGCGAGGGCGAGUGUGUGGAUGUCCGUCUGCGUCUGUGUCGGGACAUCCAGCCGGGAACAGAGCUGCUGCUGUACGCUGACAGCGUGGGAAAAGUGUGUUCACAUGUUCGCGGUGACUCCGCUGGACAUACAGGAGAGAAGGUGGAGCAGAGAGACCACUCAGAAGCCACAGCUGCCAGUGUGUCAAUCAAUAAAGAAGUGACAGCUAACAAACAGGAAGAGAAAAUGCUGGAUGAUGAAGAGGAUGAAGAUAGAAACCCCAAAAGAUGCAUCAAGAUGAGUCACCCAAUUACACAAGGGAGGAAGAGAGUCAAGGGAGUGUUGUCGGAGCCGAGUCCAGACUAUGACAGACAGCAGGACGAUACCACAGACAGUGUAACAGACAGGACACCUGAUAAUGACACAGCAGCAACUGGUAACAAAGACAGUGUCCCGUCUCCUGUGGACAGUCAGCCACACUGUAACUCUGCUGAAGGAAUAAUGGCAGAGCCCAGAGUCUUCCCUGCACCCGCUCCUGUCCGCUGCAGCUCCCGCCUGGCUGCUAAACCCCGACGGGUUCACUGCCUGAACAGCCGGGUGAAGCGACUCCAUGCCCGCCCCGACUCAUCCAAACGCCUAGAGGCACAGAGCCAGACCUCCACCAAAGAUGGAAAAAGCUCCACAGAGAUACCAGAAGGUGAGAUGGCUGCAGCGCUUUGUCCCGAUGGAGUCACCCAUAUGUGGCAUUCAGAGACCAGAGAGAGGCGCUACAAGUGUCCCAUAUGUGGUAAAAGGUUCUACCAGAUCGGCCACUUGAAGAAACACCAGUUCAGUCACACGGAUGAGAAGCCUUUCACCUGCCAGGAGUGUGGGAAAAACUACACGUCAGCAGAAAGCUUCAAGGCUCAUCAGAUGAGUCACCGCGGGGAGCGUCCCUUCUCCUGUCCUCACUGUGAGAAGACGUACGGCCUGAAGCGGGACCUGAAGGAGCACAUGGUCCUGCACACGGGGGAGAAACCCUAUACCUGUGAGCACUGUGGGAAGGCAUUCGCACGCCGCCCAUCCCUACGCAUCCACCGCCUCCUUCACUGCAGCAGAAUGAGCUACACACAGCCUCCUAAGGUGCAGUGCACAGUCUGCCGCAAGCUUCUGGCUAACUCGGGCUCUCUGAGGAACCACAUGAAACUCCACACGGGGGAAAAACCUCACAUCUGUCAGCACUGUGGGAAGUGCUUCAGUCAGAAAGGUAACGUCCGAGGCGUGGGUGUGAUCCUUCAGCUGCAACAAGCUGAUCACUGGCCAGAUGUGCUCGGCUGGAAAUGGGCAACUUUCUACAGAACACCAGGAAACCUUGAGUGCCACUUGAGAAUCCACAAUGGAGAGAAGCCGUUCUCCUGCUCAGAGUGCAGUCAGACAUUCUCCCAAAAACCGGAGCUGCGUCGGCACAUGUUCUCCCACACCGGAGGCGGUUUUCUCUGUAGCUACUGUGGAAAAUCGCUGAGGGACCCCCACAGCCUAAGGUCCCACGAGAGACUGCACACUGGAGAAAGACCCCAUUGCUGCCCUAUCUGUGGAAAAGGCUACACGUUGGCUACCAAGCUGAGGAGGCACGUGAAGUCGGCCCACAUGAAGGAGAAACCAUACACCUGCCACUGUGGCGCUUCCUACACUGUGAGACAAAGUUUGCUGAGGCACCAAGCUCAGCACAGGACAGACGGAGGAGUUCAAAAAGAGGAAGAAGAAGGACGUGGAGAGGAGACGCACACCAGAAAUCAGGAGGUUCCACAAGAGUUAGCAACUUCAGGAUGCAGUCACCCAAAGCCAAUCAGAGGCAGACCCAAGAAGAACUUCAUCCCUCAGGGCACAGCAGAGAAGGAGGGAGGUGAGGUGAAGCAGAGAAGAUCACAAGAAAAAGGAGAAGAGGAAGCAAAAUUAAAGACACUUGACUCCUCAAGAGAGGGAGAUAGCGUAGCUAACAUCCAGCACGCCGUCGUGUACGUCCACACAGACGACCUGUCAGCGCCAAGCUCCACUCCUCUGCUCUUCACCUCGGAGGGCUCGCUGCCUGCAGGGACAGAACAGGAGCUGGUGGAGGUUUUGAUAUCGGAAAGCGCAGAGCAGUGCAUUGUGGUCCACGGGCAGCAGGCGGUCGGAGAGCUCCUGAUCUUACAGGAAGAAGGAAGUGGACUCUGCUCUGUUGCUCAGACAGUAGAGAUAAACACAGUGUAGCUGUGUUCAUGGCUUCUGAACCCUUUGAGGACAUCUUUAGCAUUUAGGCCCUUCCUCCAACCUACCUCAUCAACGGUUUAUUUAUUUUGGUACCUUUUAUUGCCAUUGAACGACCUUUACAGAACAGCUGUGAACUAAUUUGAUGGAUUAGCUGCCAUCAAACGAUGCACACUUACUUGUCUGCCUUCUGUACAGGAAAGUGUGUGUAUAGAAAAAGCUCUGAACACCAGCGACUGGUGGAUUCUGUCUGACACCCAGUGCUGACAUUUACUGCUAACGCGCAGCACUUAUGCUGUAAAAUUGACAUCAAGUCCUCUGCAUUUACUUGGUUAUUAUCUUGAGUUAAAAGAAACAAAAUAAAAACAAGUUUGAAUUUAUCAUUAGGGUCUUGUCAUUAUAACCAAAGAGCUCAAUCUUUGUCUCGUUUGACCAUAAAACUUUCUCCAGAAGGCAGCUGCACAUGUCAGUCGAGCUCAUGUACGUUUUGUAGCAGAGGCUUCAUUCUUGGUUGGCACAAUCAGUCCAUUACAGUGACUGGCUUCACUCGUGGUGCUGGUGCUCGAGCAGCUGCCAGUUCAUGGAAGAUUUAAGGCUUACUGGUUCCUGGGUUGUUCCUAAACAGAUUCCUGUUUUGGUGACAAAUUUGGUCGUCCUACAGACCUUGGAAAUAUGCUGACACAUCAUACUUAUGUCCAGUUACAGAUCUGAGAGUCUGCAGUUACAUAGAAAUGAUCCAUUAGGCUUCUUUCGAUCGUGCUCCAAAUUCUUGUUGUUUAAAGUUAUUAAAGCCCAGACUUACCAUGAUAUUCAUGACCAUGAUGAGUGUAUGCAAAUUUUUGACCACAACUGUGUGUACAUGAGGUUUUAGACGAUGAUAUCGUUUUUGUAAUUUUGCUGCUCUAUGACGAUACAGAGAACUGUAAAUCAAACAGUCAAAAUAUGAUUAAAGUGCAGACUUUCAGCUUUAACUCAAGGGGUUUAUCCAAAGUAUUGCAUUAACUGCUGAACUUGUCAGCAAUACCAAAAAGUCUACCUCUCCAUGGUUAAGAAAAACAACUUCACAACAAGAACAUUCUUGAGGAGGUGGGCGUAUCUCAGGCCGAUCAAUGUCUACACGUAAAUACAGAAGAUUUACAGUAAGGUGCAAACAAACCAGGAAGGCCAGAUUAGACUUUGGCAGAGAGCAGCUGUAACAGCUGACACAGUUCUGAGAGAAACUCUUUGGAUGAAGAAGAGAAGAGUAUGGAGCCCAGGGUUGAUGAAGGGCUGUCAUGGCCAUCACACACUACAGCAGGUGAACUCUGAACUACGUACAUACUCAGAGAACUGGAUUCACAUCCAUUAACUGUUGUUUUUCUAGCUAAACUUUUUACACUCGUUGUUCUGGGAAGGACACCUUUAUGUUGCAGUUGUCUUAUGAGCUCUGUCCACGUGUUCUUUAAUCACUUGAGGUCUACAUAAAAUAGGCUGUUAUGUAAAAUUCUGUCCUUGUGCUGUUGUACAUGGCAGUCAGGCCUGCAAAGGCAAAUGAUGAGAAUAAAUGGGUGU
Messenger RNA from Pelmatolapia mariae (spotted tilapia), 4279 nucleotides. RefSeq names its product zinc finger protein 408 (gene znf408). The transcript has 9 exons. The record is from RefSeq and is a predicted model, not a curated record. NCBI's taxonomy places the organism in Eukaryota, Metazoa, Chordata, Actinopteri, Cichliformes, Cichlidae. Bases 116 to 2731 code for a protein of 871 amino acids. Gene Ontology annotation, molecular function: RNA polymerase II cis-regulatory region sequence-specific DNA binding; DNA-binding transcription factor activity, RNA polymerase II-specific. Gene Ontology annotation, biological process: regulation of transcription by RNA polymerase II.